Molecule: messenger RNA, 2250 nt
Organism: Clarias gariepinus (North African catfish)
Lineage: Eukaryota; Metazoa; Chordata; Actinopteri; Siluriformes; Clariidae
Product: 5,6-dihydroxyindole-2-carboxylic acid oxidase-like
Exons: 7
Coding region: 89-1669 (526 amino acids)
Biological process (GO): melanocyte differentiation; melanosome organization
Cellular component (GO): melanosome
Molecular function (GO): oxidoreductase activity
Source: RefSeq, a predicted model, not a curated record
UUAAUUAAUUAAUUUUAAAAAAUCACUAGAUAUCAGGGGUUUAUUUUUUGUUAGUUUGUUUGUUUUGUUAUUUAUUUCUUCCUGUGCAAUGUGGAGGCGCGCGCUUCUCCUGCUCUCCUGUUGCGCCUGGCUCGCGCGCGCGCAGUUCCCGCGCGAGUGCACGAGCGUGGAGGCUCUGCGCAGCGCGCGCUGCUGUCCGUCGCCGCUGGGCCGCGCGAACGACCCGUGCGGCGCGAGCCUCGGCCGCGGCCAGUGCGCGCCGGUGCAGGCGGACGCGCGCGCCCACGGGCCGCAGUACCCGCACGUGGGCCGGGACGACCGCGAGCGCUGGCCGCUUCGCUUCUUCGCCAGCGCGUGCCGCUGCACCGGAAACUUCUACGGCUUCAACUGCGGCCGCUGCAGGCACGGGUGGACCGGGAGCAACUGCGACACGCGCGUGCCAGUCGUCAGAAGAAACAUCCAAUCUCUGAGCACGGCUGAGAGGCGUUCCUUUGUGAAUGCUCUGGACCAGGCCAAGAGGACUGUGCACCCAGACCUGGUCAUCGCCACACGCCGUUAUGAGGAACUGUUCAGCCCUGACGGUAACACCACUUUGUUCGAAAACAUCACCAUCUACAACUACUUUGUGUGGUCACAUUACUACUCUGUGAGUAAGACGUAUCUUGGAGGCGGACAGCCCAGCUUCGGGGGUGUGGACUUCUCUCACGAGGGUCCUGGGUUCGUUACGUGGCACCGGUACCACCUCCUGCAGCUCGAACGUGACAUGCAGGACAUGUUGGGAGACCCGACAUUCGCUCUUCCGUAUUGGAACUUUGCCAUCGGAGGAAACCAGUGUGACAUCUGCACUGAUGAUCUGAUGGGCGCGAGGAGCAGCUUUGAUGAAAAUGGCAUCAGCUCCAAUUCCGUCUUCUCCCAGUGGCGCGUCGUGUGUGAGAGCCUGGAGGACUAUGACACGCUGGGCACCAUCUGCAACAAUACCGAGAGCAGCUUCAUCAGAAGGAACCCAGCCGGCAACGUGGCCCGACCCAUGGUCCAAAAGCUUCCAGAGCCUCAGGACAUAGAUGCCUGCUUGCAAGUGACCACAUUCGACACCCCUCCCUUUUACUCCACUUCAUCGGAAAGUUUCAGAAACACCGUCGAGGGCUACAGCGCGCCCGAGGGUACCUAUGACCCUGUGGUGCGAAGUCUGCACAAUUUGGCUCACCUGUUCCUGAAUGGUACCGGUGGACAAACACACCUGUCCCCUAACGACCCCAUCUUCGUCCUGCUCCACACAUUCACCGACGCCAUUUUUGACGAGUGGCUUCGGAGACAUCCAGACUCUGCCGACUACCCAGUUGAAAACGCUCCCAUCGGCCAUAACAGAGACUACAACAUGGUCCCAUUCUGGCCUCCUGUCACCAAUGCCGAAAUGUUCCUGACUGCUCCAGAGAACCUGGGUUACUCCUACGAGGCCACCUGGCCCGCUCGUCCUAUCACUCUGACCGAGAUCAUCACCAUCGCCGUGAUAGCAGCGCUCAUCCUCGUGGCCGUCAUCUUCGCCGUCACGACGUGUGCAGUGCGCGCCCGGGGCCGUAACUCUGAGGGCCGGCAGCAUCUGCUCGGGGAACAGUACCAACGCUAUGACGAUCAUGACGCACACAGCAACAAGACCCAGUCCGUGGUUUAAGAACGUACAAAUUACAACUUUUGGCCUCUUUUGUAUAAUCCCAGUCGUAGAUAGACGAUUAGAUUUUGUAUGUGUUUUAAACAAAACCAGAAGUGCCUCAAGUUAUAUUUACCCAAAGUCUGCGUGGAUGACUAUACUGAAAGAUUAAAGGCGCAAAAACUGAAAUGACGGUGCUAACAUUACUUCAGCGAUUGUUCACUGUAAAUGUAAUGUAAUUCUUUUUAUUUUGUCAUUUUAAUGAACAAGAAGGAUUGUAGUUUGGUCCUGGAAAUAAACAAAGAUAAUUAAAAAAAAAUCUUUUACCAGUUAAAAAUUUUGCAGUUCAAUUUUGUAAUGCUCUACUGCUGCCACUAGAUGGCAGUUUUAUACAGGAAAAAGUAUCAGGGUGGAACCUGCAUUCAAAACCACACCUAAUAACCUACCUCUGGUACACUCAAGUAGUGUUUCUCAACCUAGUUAUAAUAUAAUAACCAAAUAUUUAUUAUAUUAAUCCUGCUCUAGCUUCAGUGUUACUUGACCUAAAGUUCCAUUUUUGCUUUAUUCAUUUCUUUCUGUAUAAUGAAGUGUGAAAUAUCUUAAUA